Thlaspi arvense is the source of this 354-nucleotide messenger RNA. Lineage: Eukaryota; Viridiplantae; Streptophyta; Magnoliopsida; Brassicales; Brassicaceae. The record is from the annotation of a GenBank genome assembly.
AUGGUCCUCGAAAGUGCACUCGAGGUCGUCUGCUCAUUAUUUGAUACAGAUCUUGAAGCGGUAAAGACUGAAGCUUUGAAUCUUAUUGCUAAACUAACCAAGAAAGUUACCACCGACAAUCUUGGAUACCUACUAAGCUUAAAAGGUAAUCUCACCCGCUUGCUAGCCCGUGUACAAAAGGCAAAAGACGAAAUCGAAAAAAUGUUAGAUGAGGACGAAGACAUGGCAGGCUUUUACUUAACAAGGAAAUGGCACAAGAACCAGCAAGCCAGAUCUAGAGAUGAUGUGAAGGAUCUGGAGAUGAUGCUGGAGGCAUACCUAAUAGAGAUGGACUGGACAAGAUUCAUACAGUGA